AUGGCAAAAGGAAAGAGGAAACCUCGUUGGCUAUAUUUGUUAAUUGUACCAAAUUUUAUUUUAAUGAUUAUAUGUCCCAUAAUUGGUAUGUUGGAUGAGUUUACGUAUUCUCCUAGUGAAUUUGUCCUUAAUUUUUUUACUAUUUCUUGGUUUGUUAUAACAAUUGCAGAAAUAGUAAAAAUCAAAAUAUUCGAUGAGACUCAUGGUGAACUUCGGUACAAUAAAGGUGCAGAAUAUACUAGUUUCGUACUUUUUAUUAUUGUUAAAUGGUAUUUACGAGGUUAUGAGAAAAUUGAAGAUGACGACAAAGAAAGCAAAGGUAGGGAAACUGUAGAAGUUGAAAAGCAACCAGAGAUUCUGAAACCAGUUGCUGUUAAGUCAUCUAAUGUCAUAGUAUAA
This is a messenger RNA of Cetraspora pellucida, 399 nucleotides long. The record is from the annotation of a GenBank genome assembly. Lineage: Eukaryota; Fungi; Glomeromycota; Glomeromycetes; Diversisporales; Gigasporaceae.